Molecule: messenger RNA, 705 nt
Organism: Dermacentor albipictus
Lineage: Eukaryota; Metazoa; Arthropoda; Arachnida; Ixodida; Ixodidae
Biological process (GO): sodium ion transmembrane transport
Cellular component (GO): plasma membrane
Molecular function (GO): ligand-gated sodium channel activity
Source: RefSeq, a predicted model, not a curated record
ACCGUCCGACUGCCGGCGCCCUACAAGAGCAUGUGCACGGACUACAGGGCGCUGGGCACUUUUCCUGAAUUCAAGGGCAUGCUGAACUAUGACAUUUGUAUGCAGAAGUGUGCCAUGGAGUUGGAAGUGAUCCACUGCGGUUGCGUCCAAGUUACGCACGAGUUCACGGCAAGUUACCCCGCUCCGACGUGCGAUUUCACCGCGUCAGGCAGCUGCUUCGCUGCGCUUACUGCAAAUGGGACGUACGCGAAGUGCAAGCGUACCUGCGGACUACCCUGCGAGCAGAUCCAUUACGACGUCCGCAUAACGGAGAUUUCGAAUGAACAGGGCCCGGCAAGAAACGCUCGGGAGAGUUUCACGCUGAAGCUGCGCUUCCGCUCAGACAUCGAGGAGCUGGUGCUCUAUCAGCCGACGCUUACAAGGAUCGAGUUUAUCGCUUACGCCGCUGGCUACCUGGGCAUAUGGCUCGGCUUGUCGGUGAUAACAUUUCUCUUGGACAUGCUGGGCAUGAUGAGAACACACACGAGAGCAAUCGAAAAAGCGUUCGGCGAUAUCUGGACGAAGAAAGACCUGCGCUUGCGGUUCAAGAACCGAGAGAGGUGGAAUGAUCGCGUAAUCGCCAUCCGCUAAGCACCGCAGUUUUCGCAUUUGCAAUAUGUCACUACAGAUCUGAAGCCCCACGAGAACACAAAUAUAUUGACCCGG